Molecule: messenger RNA, 1342 nt
Organism: Saprolegnia parasitica CBS 223.65
Lineage: Eukaryota; Oomycota; Saprolegniomycetes; Saprolegniales; Saprolegniaceae
Exons: 1
Biological process (GO): nucleocytoplasmic transport; activation of GTPase activity
Cellular component (GO): perinuclear region of cytoplasm; nucleus; cytosol
Molecular function (GO): small GTPase binding; GTPase activator activity
Source: RefSeq, a predicted model, not a curated record
AUGCUACCCCCUGAGCUCGUCCAGCGCGUCGCAGUCUGCAUCGAACGUGGCGACGACUUUGUCUCGUUCCUGCAUGCCAUGUCCAACACGCGACUGACGCUACCAUUGUUGGUCCUCCAGACGCUCGCCAUGACGCGGUCGCCGGACGACGUGUGGCCCGAGCCGAAUCUCGAGGUCCUGCCCUGCCCGCCGCUUGUACCGUACUUGGUCGCGCUUACGUCCCGCGUGCGUUUGGCCGAGUCGCGGCAAUUGCAGUCAUGGAGGCUGCCAUCGCUGCCAUGGGUCUCGCACCCGCUCACAACGCUCUCCGUCACGAUCGAAGGCGCGUGCUCGGCUGCGCGGAUGGCGAUUCUGCCGAGUCUUUGCGCGGUGAUUGCACAGACGCCGUCGCUUCGCACCCUCGACGUCGUCUUUGCCCGGAGAAGCGAUCUCUACCGGCCGUCAGCCACGCAGCUCGUCGAUGCGAUUGCUGCGUCCUGCAUUUUGUCCUUGUCACUGGUCGCGCACGAGUUCUUUAAACUGCCCAGUAACAGCGCGCGUGUCCUCGGCCAGUAUUUGCUUCGAGCCCCGAUGACGCACGUCCGCUUGGUCAAGAUCGCCUUUGUUGCCAACGGCUUGCUCUCGUGGCUAAUCCAGCACCUCUUGAUGUCACCGAGUCUUGUCCAUUUGGCGGUUCUCGACUCGCCCGUCGUCGCGUCGGUUGUGCCACCAGGAAGACUUGGCCGCCAUCUCCAACGCAUCAGCUUGUCAGCCGUGCCUCUCUCCGAUUUGAACGGUCUUACGCAGCGGCUCGCUGAUUCCACGCAUCUAACGUCCCUGUCGCUGCACGUCGACGCAAGCAGCACCAACGUACCAAAUGGCCAGCCCAAUGGUGAUGCGACCGACUACUUGAUCUACAACGUACUGCCCCAGAUGCACCGCCUCGUCGAGCUGUCACUGCGUCAUUGCGUCGUGUCGCCUUUGGCAGUGCACGCACUUGCCCAGGCUGUCCUGCCUCACCUCGACGUCCUGGAGCUUGAUACUAACGGCCUGUACGGUCACGGGUGUUUGGCGUUGGCGUCCUACCUCCCGAACGCACGCCAUCUCUUCAAACUCGCGCUUCGCAACCAAGGCUGCACGGACACCUGCGUCGCAGCGCUGGUCACUGCGCUUCAGCGCAUGCCUGCUCUUACGGCACUCGACUUGUCGGGCAACGCGAUCGGUCCAACUGGCGCUGCAAGGCUUGCGCACAUCGCGCCGCAGCUCACGAAAUGGACCAUGUCGGACAACCCACUGACGCUAGCUGGUGUCGAAGCGCUGCUCUGUGGCUGGUUGCAUCCGAGCAUUCGCAACUGCACCAAAC